Molecule: messenger RNA, 4705 nt
Organism: Phalacrocorax carbo (great cormorant)
Lineage: Eukaryota; Metazoa; Chordata; Aves; Suliformes; Phalacrocoracidae
Source: RefSeq, a predicted model, not a curated record
GCCUCCCGCCGCCGCGGCCGCGCGGGGCUCCGCCCCCGGUGCGCAGUGCGCAGGCGCGCGGCGAGGCCGCGCGGGGGGGUGUGAGAUGAGCGUACUACUGCCCAAUAUGGCGGACUUCGACACUAUCUAUGAGCUGGAGGAGGAGGAAGAGGAGGAGGAGGAGGAGUCCGAGCCUGUGGUGCGGAGCCAGGAGCUGCCCCGGCCCCGCGAUGCGCCGGAUCCCGUAGCGGUACGGGGCGCCGGGCACAUCACCGUGUUUGGCUUGAGCAACAAGUUUGAUACAGAAUUUCCUUCUGUUCUGACAGGGAAGGUUGCCCCAGAAGAAUUCAAGACCAGCAUCAGUCGUGUGAAUGCCUGUUUAAGAAAGAAUCUCCCUGUCAAUGUAAAAUGGCUGCUUUGUGGCUGUCUGUGCUGCUGCUGCACCCUGGGCUGUAGCCUGUGGCCUGUAGUCUGUCUUAACAAAAGAACUAGAAGAUCAAUUCAGAAGUUAUUAGAAUGGGAAAAUAACAGACUAUAUCAUAAGCUUGGUUUGCACUGGAAGCUGAGUAAAAGGAAAUGCGAAAGUAGCAAUAUGAUGGAAUAUGUAAUACUAAUAGAGUUCUUACCAAAAUAUCCCAUAUUUCGACCUGACUGAGGAACAGCAUUUGAUCUUUCAUGUUACCUGUCAUUUUCUACCCUUAGUGCCUUGUAGAUGAUUUUGGAAAGAAGAUGGUCUACUUUGCUGUGACUCAAAAAUGUUCUUCAGUAGAAUAUCUUCCUUGCUACGUUACUUUCUUUUGUUAAGAAGAGAACAAUUUGCACAUUUUUUUUUUUAUGUUAAACGAGGCUUCUAUGUUGCACUCUGAAUUUUUAACGUUAACUGAUAUAGUUGCCACUAGGGAUCUAACAUCAGUGCUGCUUAAACUUGUUCUGAGCAUGCUGCCUUAUUACUUUCUCUAUUCGCUGUCCUCAAACAUGCAUCCUAAUGCCGUGUCAUACCAUAUUUCAUCCUAAAUGUCACAAUCCUAUAAACCUUCAGUAGAAAUGUCCAGGUAAGCGUCUAGUAGUAAUGAUUUUAGUAUAACUUGCUUGCAUAGGACUUGCAAUCAACAGCACUGGUUUUGUCCUGCACUUUGCAAAAUCAUCAUUUACAUUAGGGGGGUUAAUUAUUUUACCCACUAUGGAUUUGUAAAUAUUGACUCUUUGCAUAAUGUAAAGCGUGGUAUGCCGAGGUUUACAGAAUGUAAUAUAGCUCUUAUUCUAUUGCCAACAGUCCGCCAACAUUUUAUUCCUUACAUUUGCUAGUAGCCCUCUGAUUGUAUAGACCCAUUCACAUGCUGGUUUUAUGGUAAAGCCAUAAUGAGUCUGUACAUACUAUCAGAUGUGUAGGGCCCAGUUGCACUUUGUUUAGUAAAUGGAUGAAAAAUGCAUAGGAUUUCUGUCUUUUUUAAAAUAUUUUUUUCCUAAGUAUUUCAGGUCUUGUUUGUAGCACCUGAAACAGGAACCUUAAAUACCCUUCACCUUCAAAUAAGUUGCAUUUGUGGGGUAGGUGGCGGCUGCUAUUAGAAAAGUAUCAUAAAGCCUCUUUUUGAGUUAGGACCCUAUGGAUGGCAAGUUUUGUUCUGCUAAGGAAGGAAAAAAAGUUUCAUAAUUGGAGACCUUCACUACUAAGGAGAAAAAUGUGGAACAGCCAAAUCGAAGCCAAAGUAACACUUCUGUUAUUUUUGUAGUGUGAUAAUACUUCGGCAUUUUAACAGUUGAGAGACGGCAUCCGUUCCAGUGGAAAUAAAUUUUAGUUAAAUCUGAGCAGUGUUUCAAAAUAUGCCGAUGAGAGGAAGUGGAUCGGUUGAAAGGGUUCAUGCGUAUGUUUUGGUGAUCAGGCACAGCCUGACAAGCCACAAAUGCCUUGUGGAAUUCACAAGUAUUCUUGAAUUCCUCCCUGUUUGCCUGAUCUCAGGAAGGGAGCUGAUUGUAGAAAAACUUCCUCUAAUGGCUGGCCUAAGCGAGACCACUCAGUAAUAGUAAGCAGACAAAAAUGGAUGCAAGUUCCCUCCCUUUCCUAACUAGAAGUAAGAAACCAGAGAAAACGCAACAGACAACAGAGUGCCUGCAAGAUUUGAUGAAUGUCAUCAUAAGCGUCCAGGCAUUUCUUUGCAGCAGCCUGACUCCUUGCGACAUCAUCCCAAGUUGCUUUUUAGUUUCAGGGUGACUUGGUAUUUCCUCUGAAUGUAUUUGCAUCCUUUCAGUAUGCAAUAGAGUAUUAAAAUAUAGUAUUUGUAAGACCGUUGUAUUCUAGUAACUGUAGCAGGUCAGAUUUCCUGUACACAGUGUUUACAGAAGGCCAGUUUUAUGCAAGUUGUUACUUCGAAUCCAAUUUCGUGCUAUUCUCGCUGCACGGCCGAGGAGUGUCAGGCUCCAGCGCUUGCAGCCACAGGCUGAUGCUUCAGAUUCCGAAACCUGUAUACUUAGUGCGGAGGUUUCCUUUGGUAGAUGGGUGACAACUAUGUAACUGCAUUUGUAACGUAAUGAAUAAAAACCUACUGUGUUGUUUGAAUUUAACGUUAGCUACACCUUGCAGCUCAGAUUUCUGUCACAGAACCGAGCAAAGUGUCCUCCCCAGUUUGUUUUUUUUUAGGAUGAGUCUUAACUGGAAGCAGAGAAAAUACUUAAUGGCAGAAAAAUGCAGUGUAAACCAAAACUGAAAGAGCACACCCAAUUCUAUGUAUUUCCCUUACAAAUAAGUUUCUGGAGUAAAUGAAGGGAGCUCAGCUUAAUUAACAGAACAAUAGAAGUUUCUUACAGUUAUGCCAGAACUUUGUCAGUAAUUUUCCUUUUUUUGUGUAAGAAACUCAAGAAAUCUCAGCAGGUUCUUAUUUUUUACCUUAUGUGACUAUAUUUUCAAAACGUUCCUUUCCAACUGAGAGAACAGGCGAGCGGAAUGAGGGUGCCAGUAAUUGCCUGCGGUGAACGCUGAGCGGUCUUCAGGCUCGCUGCUAAAAAACUCUUUGGUCUGCACUGACUUCACCGUAUUCAGGUCUAAAUUUCUCAUCCUGAUUUGUCUAGUUUCUGCAAAGUGCUGUGCCAAGCUGAGAGAGUACCCUGAGCCAGCGGAGCCCCCAGUCCCGCUGGGCUGCUCCCUGGCCGCCCCGCGCUGCGAUACGGCCGGAGACCCAAGGCGGACCGAGGCAGCGGCUUGGCUGUUGUCCCUUCCGUGGGCCUGGCUGUGGCAGUUGCCGCAGGCUGCUCUGCCCGAGGCAGGUCCUCUGCCCCUGGGUCUCACCCGGACACUUAAGCACAGAAUAUUAGUUAUUUUAAAGUUUACAUCUUAAGUGUGUACAUUCUAUGCAUUUUACUUUGUCCUUAAUUAUUAAUUGUAGAGUCUUCAAACCAUGAAAGAGUCUCUUAUUUUUGUGUUUUAAUAGAUAUUUAAAUAUGUGGCCGUAAAGCAACUAGUAAAGAACGGGAGAGCCAAAACUGCCAUUUACAGUCAGUUCCCUGUUUUAAUAAGGAGAUAAAUUUGCAUUUAAAUGCAAAACCAGCACACAGUGUGAUAUUUGCAUCUGAAAGACACAGGUUCGUAGCUUAUUUAAGACCAGACCAGGGCGGCUGCAAGUACUGCUGUGAACUCUGCACACUGCUGCCUCCAGGUCCUUUUUUGCCUGGGCUAUCCUUUGCUUCGGUAUAAAACUAUUCUGGGGUAAUUUGAUCUCACAACACUGAAAAAUCUCGUUUUUGACAAUGAGAAGUCAGCAUGAAUUGGUAAACCUAGUUAUGGAGGGUACUUGUUAACUGGAGAAGGAAUUUGUAGCAAUAUAGCAGAGAGAAUCCAUUAGCAAAGUGUAGCGGAGGUGGUAAAGAAAGUGCCUUGUCCCGUUCCAGCAGAAGAGAAAAUAUUGUGCAGAGAGCGAGGAGAAAAGGGAGAUAGUAACUGUAUCGGGAGGGUGAGUUUGCAGCAGAUUCUUAGGAGCAGUUACUGUCCACCCAGUCAAUGUUUAAUUUUUCAUAUAAACAUGUUGGCACUAAGGUUCCUUUCUAGUUUUUAUCUAGGAAAUGUUUGGAUUUGUAUUUAUUAAGUUUUUUAAUCUAAGCAGUAUUAAAGAAUACUGGCAGAGCAUCAAAGCUCUUACCUACUGGUUCCCCACCUGCAUCUGUGAACUUGUUUUACAAUAGGAGGGGGAAAAAAAUCCCCCAAGUGCUCCAAGACGCGCGCAGGCAAGCCUAGGGAGCAUGGAGUCAGCUGCAGGUGGGUGGCUUGAAAACAGAAAAUGUUUUUUGCUAAAUCUGGUGUGGUCUUGAUAAAUAAAAAAGAGAAGUUCCUGUGCUUUCCUUCAUAGGUACAAAACUCCACAUGCAAAACCAUGAAUAUAUGUUUCUUAUUGUCCCGCUAUGACAGUUCACUACAUUUCCUUCUCAACACACUACCAUUGGAGCAAUAAAAAUGUCAAGCUGUUAAUAUUCAGUGUAAAUAAUUUAUCAUUUCAGUAAGUAAUGUUAUGUGAUUCUGCCAUUUUUUUUUUGUUUUCUGCUUUUGGUGUCCUUACGGUGUUGUAAUGUUACUUGUACUGCUUAAGAAAAGUGGUUUUGUUUAAGCUGUAUGAAACACUUUGUGUUCUUAACAUUUUUAUUCUGUUUACAAGUGAACAGCCACUUUUUAAUAGGACCUCACAUCUUGAGAGUUUUCUCUCUGUUUUUUUUUUUUUUAAAUUAAAAUAAAAUUCUAACUAAG